AUGAGAAAGCCUGAGCAUAAUCCUUCAGAUAAACCGGGUAGUAGUGUGGGAGGUUGUAGCCCAGUAACCAAGGCAAUUGUUGCUGACAACAAUGGUGGUCAGCUGAGUUGCCAAGGGAAAAAGACUGAGCUUGCAGUUUUGAUCCCCAUGGAGCUGGACUCCAACUGUGAGAAAAAGGGAGAUGAGUCAUACUUGGUUGAUAUUCCUGUAGGUGAUCCUCUGAUUCAAGAAUCAGUCAUUGGUAGGAAAAAGAAGUCUUUUGUGAAAAUAACUAGAAAGGUGGAGGCAGAUUCUAAACUUAAUCUGAGUACUGGAAAAUCAGGCUUAAAUUUGGACAAUAAGGAAGGUUGUGGAUCAAAAAGGAAACCUCCUGAGAACCCUUUUGAGGGAAAUCAGAUACCUAAAGAACAUAACAAGAUCAAAGAGGAAAGAUUAUUGCUGCUGGUGAGAGAAUGGUUGGGAAAAGGGGUUGCUUCUGGAUGGGAUAAAAUAGUGCUGAGAUUUAAUGAUACUAGCUUAAGCAAGAGGUUGUCAAACCCUGCAUGCUUUCCUGUUGGACUUCAAAUAUAUGUCUCUUAUGGCAUUCAUAGCCCGUUGGCUGUUCGAAUUGUCUUGGACAGGUGA
This is a messenger RNA of Striga asiatica, 624 nucleotides long. The record is from the annotation of a GenBank genome assembly. NCBI's taxonomy places the organism in Eukaryota, Viridiplantae, Streptophyta, Magnoliopsida, Lamiales, Orobanchaceae.